Conger conger (European conger) is the source of this 1970-nucleotide messenger RNA. It is a transcript of the gene laynb, whose product is annotated as layilin b. Gene Ontology annotation, molecular function: hyaluronic acid binding. The record is from RefSeq and is a predicted model, not a curated record. Lineage: Eukaryota; Metazoa; Chordata; Actinopteri; Anguilliformes; Congridae. The transcript has 7 exons. The coding region runs from base 168 to 1208 and encodes 346 amino acids.
GCUCAGCAACAGCACUGACUAAGGGGCUGCCUUACUUUUUCUGAUAUUUUAUACAGACGCUUGGUGAAAUUAAAACUACAGUGUUACGCUUCGUCCGUGUGAACAUUUUACAUGCUAUUUGAAAAUUCAGUCGAUUCAAUGCCCUGCGCUUUUGAAAAUGUGAAGAAAUGGAUUUUAUGAAACUGCUUGGAAGUCUACUUACUGUUGUCUGCUUCCAAGGCUUCGCAGCUAAACUGUUCAGCGGUCAGCGGAUUUGCCGGCGCGGCACUGAGCGGCCGUGCUACAAGAUUGCAUACUUCCAGGAUAGUAAUCACAAAGUUAACUUCGAGGAAGCGCGGCGGCUCUGUCGCAGCGACAGCGGCGAGCUCCUGAGCAUCGAGACGGAGAACGAGCAGCGACUGAUCGAGCAGUUCGUGCGGGAACUGGGAGCCGCAGAUGGUGACUUCUGGAUCGGGCUGCGCAGGAACCAGGGCCACAAGGAAAAGAGCAGCGACUGCCCUGCGCUGUAUCACUGGCUGGAUGGCAGCCAGGCCACGUUCAGGAACUGGCAUUGGGAGGAGCCGUCUUGUGGCUACGAGGUGUGUGUGGUGAUGUAUCACCAGCCAUCGGCAUCCCCAGGUGCGGGCGGUCUCUACAUGUUCCAGUGGAAUGAUGACAACUGUGACACCAAAAACAACUUCAUCUGCAAGUACUCCCGCGAAAAGCCGCCUGUUUCCACCCCAGUAGCCAAUGGGACGCACACAGAUGCCCCAAACUUCCCGCCGGUCACACUAAAGGAUGAGAUGAAAGUAAAGGUGUCUGAAUCCUCAGAUAAUGCGCUGAACAUCACCUACAUUGUUCUUCCUAUAAUUCCCCUGGUCCUGCUGCUGUUGGUGGCUUCAGGGGUGCUCUGCUUCAAGGUCAUUGCCCGAAGGAAAAAGAAGCAGGCACACUCCUGCCCUAAGGACACAAGUUUUGGCAGUAGCCCCAGUCAGGACGUGUAUCAGGUCAUCAGCCGGCCGCCCCGCACCGACCUGGCGCCACACAGACCCUACGCCACGCCGUUCCCCCGGCCCUCGCCCGACCCAGCCUCCCACGACUACGACGACCCGGUGAGCCAGCGCUCCGAGAGCGGCUUCGUCACCAACGACAUCUACGAGCCCUGCCAGGGGCGGGGCAGGCCCAACCGCGAGGCGGGGUGGGUGGAGAACGAGAUCUACGGUUGCUGAACCCCCCCGGAGUUACCCUGCGCCCCGUUUCGACAUCGCCCUCCCCUCUGACUCUGCUCUGAGCACCCACACACUGCCCGCACCGUCUACCGGGCUGCAGAGAGAGGGUCCUGCCCUGUAGAAGUACCCGCUGAUCUUCUGUGGACUGCAGUGAAGCGCCCGUUCUCCUGGCCUGUGGCUUUGUGAGAAGAUCUACGCAUGCAAAUGUCUCUGGAGAAACGCUCUAAAAUAAAUGUUCUUCUCCCUGAGAAGGGAAUCUACAACAUGUAUAAUGCAGAAGCCCUCCUUCCAGCCCCUCCUCUCGACCCUGGUUAACCCGGGACCAGGGUCAUCGCCUGGCCCCUGUGGGGAUGUUCCAAAGGCAGAGCGAUUCAUUCAGACCCCCCCCCCCCCCACUGCUGAAGUGUGUCGCUGUCUUCCUGCACGUGAGACUGUCCUUCUCCUCUUGAAACAAUAACAACAACAGCAACUGCAGCAGUGACGACAGGAAGGACUCUUCAGGAAAGGAAGUGGACUUCCUGUCAGGAUGCGGCCACGGGCAGAGGGGGCGGUUCUGCAUUUCCGGGUUCUGCACAGACCUUGGGUGGGUGUUUUACUGGGUCUAUGUGGCCCAGGUGGUGUGGUCUGUGUGUCUCUUAAAGGAGCCCAACAGGCUUGUUCAGGAACCACCAUGCUGAGAAGCUUCCUCAGACCCAGACUGGAAUGUGUUUGCUAUUAUGAGAUGAAAGUGUUUUAUUAAACUUGCUGUAAAUGCAUAAAAAA